Perkinsus marinus ATCC 50983 is the source of this 1422-nucleotide messenger RNA. RefSeq lists its product as hypothetical. The coding region runs from base 1 to 1422 and encodes 473 amino acids. The record is from RefSeq and is a predicted model, not a curated record. NCBI's taxonomy places the organism in Eukaryota, Perkinsozoa, Perkinsida, Perkinsidae. The transcript is spliced from 4 exons.
AUGCUUCGUACAACAACUCAUCCUGUUACUAUGGGAACCACGGAUUUAAUCGACUAUACCACCCCGGCUACUGCUGUACAUCGAGAGCUGGUGUCUCUCGCUGAUGGUUUGGGCCGGUUUCCGAACGGCAUCAACACUAAGGAAGCGUUAGGUUCCGUCGCUAAGGUCGACCACAUCAAGUCCGCUAUCGCUGAGGAGCUUCCUAUCAGAAGCAAGGUCAUUUUCAGCAUCCUAUGCAGUCGUGCCGCGACUUCGACUGCGAAGAAGGAAUCCAAGGAGCUCAGCACCGAGGAUAUGAACAAGAUGCUGUCUGACUUCCAGCGCAUUCACGGUUCAGCUCCGCUACCUACGUUGAUGUCGACGAAGCCUGCUAUACUCCAGAAGAUGAAGAAACCAGAACAAGCCGUACGUAUGGAUCUCAAUGAAUUCUUACCUCGUCGAGAGGUAAUCUCGACGGACGAUAACAAAUCCUUCAAGGUCAACAAUUCGGGACAACUGGUGAUGUCGAGCACUGAAAAACCUUACUGGAGACGCCUAGUCGAUUUUCUUCCUGCCCUCGGUGCUCCAGCUAUUAUAGACUACGACGCCAAGUACCGCUCUGCGAUUGCCCAGUUGGUGACGACAGGAACCUACUCCGUCUCCCACAUGCUACGCGACGAUGUUCUACCAACUAUUAUGUCCGCCGCUUUGGCUCGUGCGACAACCACUCCUAGUCGUCUUCCUCUCCAACAAAUUCCCUCUUCGUCUAACUCAAUCUCGCAAGUAGUCCCUGCUUGUGAAGUCCUGUAUCAAGAUGGGUCGGGCAUCCGUGCCCAUUUACCCGCUGUUCCCAACGUUGCUUGCAAGCUUACUCCUGAUGUCGCUUCUUUCACACACUUACUGACCAAAACGAUCGAUGACCACAAGCUAGAUGAUGUCCUCGCGGCUUCUACAACGCGUUCGGAAGAAGUCAGACCGGAUAGGUCUCAGUCUUUACUCAAUGCCUUCUCUGGUGCAGCUGAUGAUAUACUAGAUAGCCUGGAAUAUUCUUCCACAGUGACAUCUCGAGCUUGCUCUUCUGGUAGCCCCAUACGUCCCGAUGUCCUCGACUAUUUGUCGGCUCUCUUCGACCCAGGGAAUGACGGUGGCCUGGUCAGCGAACUAGAUACCGGUGUGAAUUUGGGUUUUGAAGGCGGUCUCAAAGCUUCCGGAAUCUUUCCUGUUGCAAAGUCCAGUGAGAACACUGGCGAUGACGCCGCCUCCUUUGACGAACACAGCUUCUCUUCUCUUGAACGAGCUAAUUACUUCAGCGGUCAGGAUGCUACGUGUGCGAUGAUCGCACUGCGAUCAGAUCCGUUGUCGAAGAGGAGUUUCGUCUCGGUAGAAUACGUGAACUGUCUGAUGAUGAAGCUCUACAGCCCGACCGUUUCUUUUCGAAGUUAG